UCCGCUGCUGCCUGCUCCUUCCCCACCUCCUCCGUCCCAGGAGAGACCGCGGGGCCCGAGGGGCGGCGGCGGCGGCGGCGGCGGCGGCGCGAUGGAGCCCGGGUCGGGCGGCCGAGGCGCAGCGCGCGGACAGCGGCCCCCGAGCGGCGCGCAGCCCCGCGAGCAGGAGCGGAAGCUCGAGCAGGAGAAGCUGUCCGGGGUGGUGAAGAGCGUCCACCGGCGGCUCCGCAAGAAGUACCGCGAAGUGGGAGAUUUUGAUAAGAUCUGGAGAGAACACUGUGAAGAUGCUGAAACACUUUGUGAAUAUGCUGUUGCAAUGAAAAAUUUGGCAGAUAAUCACUGGGCAAAAACUUGUGAGGGUGAAGGUCGAAUUGAAUGGUGUUGUAGUAUAUGCAGAGAGUAUUUCCAAAAUGGUGGGAAGAGAAAAGCACUCGAGAAAGAUGAAAAAAGAGCUGUACUCGCCACUAAGACCACUCCAGCCUUAACCGUGCACGAGUCUUCUAAACUUGAAGGUCAUUUAACAAACCUCAGCUUUACAAGCCCUGAAUUUAUAACUGAGUUGCUUCAAGCCUCAGGAAAGAUCAGAUUACUUGAUGUUGGCAGCUGCUUUAAUCCGUUUUUGAAGUUUGAAGAAUUUCUAACUGUUGGCAUAGAUAUUGUACCUGCUGUAGAGAGUGUGUAUAAGUGUGACUUCCUGAACUUGCAGCUUCAGCAGCCUCUCCAGCUUGCACAAGACGCUAUAGAUGCUUUCCUGAAGCAGCUGAAAAAUCCUAUUGAUUCUCUUCCUGGAGAACUUUUCCAUGUGGUUGUUUUCUCUCUCCUCCUUUCCUAUUUUCCGUCACCCUACCAGCGAUGGAUUUGCUGCAAGAAAGCCCAUGAGCUGUUAGUGCUGAAUGGCUUAUUACUGAUCAUCACCCCUGAUUCCUCCCAUCAGAACCGGCACGCUAUGAUGAUGAAGAGCUGGAAGAUUGCUAUAGAAUCCCUGGGCUUUAAGCGCUUCAAGUAUUCAAAAUUUUCUCACAUGCAUCUCAUGGCUUUUAGGAAAACCUCCCUUAAAACCACAAGUGACUUGGUUAGUAGGAACUACCCAGGGAUGUUAUAUAUUCCUCAAGAUUUCAACAGUGUAGAAGAUGAGGAGUAUGCUAACCCUUCCUGCUAUGUCCGGUCAGAUAUAGAAGAUGAACAACUAGCAUAUGGUUUCUCAGAGCUCCCUGAUGCUCCUUAUGACUCAGAUUCUGGAGAAAGUCAAGCCAGCUCUAUUCCAUUCUAUGAGCUAGAAGAUCCCAUCUUGCUAUUAAGUUAAUAUAAAAGCAAAAAGCCCUUCCAUUCCAUACUUCUAAACCAUAUUGCUUACACUAAUCUGAAUACUAACAUGAACUCAGUAUUUAAAGCCUGGUUUGCAUAGAAGAAAUGCAAACAUUUAAAGAGUUUGCUAUUUUUUUCUACUUCUGGAUUUCAAAAUUUAUUCUUAUAUAGGAAGCUUAAAGUUUCAUGCAGAGUGACUUCGUCUUAGUAGAAACCACUGUUACUUUAGCAUUUUGCAUUAAGAUUUUAAAAGGUACCUCUUUUCUCCUCCGUGCUGUUGUGAAGUCUGAAUUACUAUGUAUGUUCCUUUUCAGUGUAGUGUUGACUUUACAUCAUUGUCAUGAGGAACCUUAAGAUGUGUAGAAAGCUGUAGAUUGCACUUUGAUGACUCACAAGUUAAGUAUUUCACACAUAGGUUGGUUUAGUUGUUUGUGGUACACUUUUCUUUUUCUUUAAAUUGUUACCUAUUACAGAAAACAUUUUCCCCUCAGUUAAAUCUGAUGAUACAAUAUUCCUGAAUCUUUUUUAAAUUGGAGACAACUCUUAAUAUUAAGCUCAUCUUGGAAACAUUAGACAAACAUUAGACAUGAAAGAGAGUUAUGUUCUAAUUUCAUUAAUACUGUACAGCAAACACCAUUGCCAAAGUAAUAUUUCCAUGACUCCAUUGUUGAUUUAGGCCUCAGUGUUCUGUCUAUUUUAC
Molecule: messenger RNA, 2005 nt
Organism: Phodopus roborovskii (desert hamster)
Lineage: Eukaryota; Metazoa; Chordata; Mammalia; Rodentia; Cricetidae
Gene: Bmt2
Product: base methyltransferase of 25S rRNA 2 homolog
Exons: 5
Coding region: 92-1303 (403 amino acids)
Biological process (GO): negative regulation of TORC1 signaling
Source: RefSeq, a predicted model, not a curated record